AUGUCGUACGUAAGCUACGAAGAGGCCCGGAAACAGCCCAGCUCGAGGCCCAAUGGCAAGAUUGUCUGCGAUGAUGGCCGACCUACGUUUAUGGAAAAUCCGUUCCGUGGAGACGUUCUUGACUACCUUCAAUUUUCCAAGCUCGGUCUUGAAGACAACGACACUGAACAAUCAACGAAUCCGUCCGGCUCCACCAGUGUCUCGGAAGGCGGCGAUGCUGUUCAUCAAAAGCUGAUGGAUUUCGAUACGCUGGUCCUGGGACCAGUCGAGGUUCUGCGCCUUUGGCAAAUAUUUCUGGAACGCGUCAACCCCAUGAUCAAGGUCGUCCACGUCCCUAGCCUGGAACCUCUCGUCUUCGAAGCAGCAACGGACCGCUUCAACCUGAGCCCGGACCUAGAGGCGCUACUCUGCUCCAUCAACGUCGUCGCAAUCAUGGCCCUGUCCGAAGCCGAAUCAACGCAGAUGCUCAAUGUCGAAAAGCCAAAGGCGUUGCGCAAUUCCAUGUUUACCCUAAAGAAAGCAAUGUCCAAAGUGGACAUUUUACGAAAGUAUAACAUGACCACUCUGCAAUGCUUAGUGUUGUACUUGGUCUCUCUCCAGGGACAAUUCGAUCGCCAUGCCGCUUGGGUUCUGACCGGCAUGCUCGUCAGGAUAGCGCAGAGGAUGGGCCUUCAUCGCGACGGAGACCUCAUAGGCCUACAACCCUUCGAGACCGAGAUGCGUCGUAGGAUCUGGUGGCAGAUCAUAAUGCUGGAGACCAAAUACGCCAUCCUCGCCGGGUUCGGCGACACGCUGCUCCCGCUCAACUGGGACACGAAACUGCCAUCAAAUGUCAACGACGCCGAUCUUCUACCCGGGUCGAUGGAGCCAGUAAAGUCCCGCGACGGCGCAACCGAGAUGGCCUUCUGCCUUAUGCACUAUGAGUCGCGGGCCUUUUUCUGCGACAACCCCAUGCCCGAAUUCGAAGCAGUGGUCCUGAGCGGGGAGAGAGUCAGCCCCGAAGACUCGAAAAAGUUCUCCGGUCAACCGCUCGACAAGUACCGACUCCUCGUCGACCAGUACGACGAGAGGCUAGCGGCCGCAGAACGGCGGUUCUGCAACCCGACCAUCGGCGGCAUCCACAUCGUGGCGAGCAAGAUCCGCUCCUUUACCGCACAGAAGCUCCGCGACAUGAUUAUGCACGCGCGGGAGCCCGGGGACGACAACAAGGACGGCGGGGCCAGCCAGCAGUCCUUUUUCCGGGCGUGGGUGAUUUCCUUUGAGAGCGACGUCAGCUGGUACGAUACGAUUGACGACAAGUUUCUCUGGUACCUCAAGCUGCAUUUCCAGUCCGACGCCUUCUCCGUCAUGAUUGAGCUCCUGCAGUGGCAGCCCGUCGGCACGCUGGUGGACAGGGCGUGGCGGGCGAUUGACCGGCUGUACCACCACCACCCGGAAAUGUACGACGUGAGCAAAAAGGACAAUAUGCAGCGCGCGGAGAACUUGCUGGCCGGCUGGACGAGGCGGGAGCUCGCGUUUCGCAACGUGGGCAUGUCGUGCGACACGCCGCUCGUCGUGGCGCGGUUCCGGAGCAACGAGAUCUUCAAGGAGAGACAACCGGGGGGCGGCGUCCCUGUCGAUCAGUGGCUGGCGCCGACGCCGGAUACGGCGUUCUUUUCCGAUUUCAGUCCUGCCGACUUUGAGACGUUUGACGGCGGUAUGCCUGGAGAUUUGCAUGGUUCGAGUUUUGGUCUUUGGGGUGGAGGGGGGCCGGGACAGCAUGCUUUAUGA
Colletotrichum orchidophilum is the source of this 1770-nucleotide messenger RNA. Its product is annotated as C6 zinc finger protein. Gene Ontology annotation, biological process: DNA-templated transcription. The record is from RefSeq and is a predicted model, not a curated record. NCBI's taxonomy places the organism in Eukaryota, Fungi, Ascomycota, Sordariomycetes, Glomerellales, Glomerellaceae. Gene Ontology annotation, molecular function: DNA binding; zinc ion binding. The transcript is spliced from 3 exons. Bases 1 to 1770 code for a protein of 589 amino acids.